Molecule: messenger RNA, 1477 nt
Organism: Lolium perenne
Lineage: Eukaryota; Viridiplantae; Streptophyta; Magnoliopsida; Poales; Poaceae
Product: pentatricopeptide repeat-containing protein At4g18975, chloroplastic
Molecular function (GO): protein binding
Source: RefSeq, a predicted model, not a curated record
CAACACCACGCGGACGAGCUUUGGGCCGGCCCACUAAAGCCAACCCUUCAGGCGGGCACUAGGAGCUCCCCUGGACCUCCUCCCGCCGCCGCCGCUGCCGCUGCCAUGCUCGGCCAUCUCCGGCGAUCCUCCGCCGUUCUUCGCCGCCUACCGACCGCCAGCUUCGCCGCCUCCGACCCUACCGCUUUCUACGCGGGAUGGAGUUCACGUGACCAGCCACUCUCCUUUGGUUCAUGUUGGUGCACCAAGCAUAGUGCCAGAGAUUUCUCCACAAAUGAUAAGAUUGCCAAUGGCCGUCGAGGGUAUCGGCAAACGGAGUUGAAGCCUGGUACUGCCCUGAAGGACAACGAUGCAAUCAUCGAGCGCAUACAAAAGAGCACAAGGGGGUUGAAACAAGGGCCGGUUGGCCACACCCUUUCAUCAGCAGAGAAAAGGAAAUUUCUUAUCAACACUCUACUUGAUCUUGAAGAUUCAAAAGAAGCUGUUUACAGCACCCUUGAUGCUUGGAUCGCCUUUGAGCAGGACUUCCCACUAGCCUCGUUAAAGCAAGCAAUUGUAGCCCUUGAAAAGGAGGAGCAAUGGCAUAGGAUUGUCCAAGUAAUUAAAUGGAUGUUGAGCAAAGGGCAAGGAAAUACGAUCAGAACAUACGAGCAGUUAGUGCGUGCACUCGAGAAGGACAACAGAGCUGAGGAAGCACAUAAAAUCUGGGUGAAGAAAAUAGCCCAUGACCUGCAUUCAGUUCCUUGGCGUUUCUGCGGUCUUAUGUUGGCUAUUUACUACAGAAACAAUAUGCUAGAGAGGCUUAUCAAGCUCUUCCACACUCUUGAAGCAUGUGGUCGUAAAUGUCCUAGUAAAGAAUAUGUACGGAAAGUUGAAGUUGCAUAUGAAAUGCUUGGUCUAUUAGAGGAGAAGAACGGUUUGCUUGUGAAGUACAAGGAUUUGUACAACAAGCCAUCAGAUAGUGACAGGAAGAAAGGUCGACAAUUCAAGAAGGCUGAGAAGAAAUCUGCUGAGGGCACGAAACAAUGCGAGGAAACAUCUGAAGAUCAACCAGUUAAUUGCCCUUCAGAUAAGGAACCGGCUCCCAGCAGUUAGUCGAGAUACAAAGUAAAGCAAUGCAAUUGCUGACAUAAUUGAAUGCAGUUAUGUUUCCAACUCUGAAACUUUAUCCUGUUGUUGCCCUUUCAUAUGCAAUACUGGUGGCAUAGUUGGAAUUAGACAAGGAACUGAUGCAGCGGACAGCCUAAUACUACUAACACUUCUGUACAACCGAUAUUCCGCUCCUAAUUGGAAGACAGCGCGGCGCAACACCUUCUUGUUUCUUAAACAUCUGGCAUGAGGUUCUGAUUUACUUUGUGCUGCAUAGGAUAAGUAUUUGACAAGUGUUCGGCUGAAAAUUAUCAUAUCUGAAUAUUCUAACGAGUGGAUGUUUAGUGCUUCUUUAUUAUUCGAAAAAAAGGGCCUACAGUGAAAGACU